Molecule: messenger RNA, 2079 nt
Organism: Caenorhabditis angaria
Lineage: Eukaryota; Metazoa; Nematoda; Chromadorea; Rhabditida; Rhabditidae
Source: the annotation of a GenBank genome assembly
AUGAGAGUCAAAAGGUUUUCGAAAGAUCUCGAUGCUCUCGAUUUUUUUUUUCGGUAUGCGACUGAAAUUCGAUAUGCGACUGAAAUUGAAAACUGUGAACUCUUGGAUUCUUGUGACUACAAACAGUUAGUGGAAAUAGUGAAGGAAUGUGCAGAAAAAGCAUCGAAUCCAGUGAAAAAAGAUGGAAAAGUAAGCAUUGAAACUAUAGAAUUGCUGAAAAAACGAAAAUUGCUGCUCCAUUCAAGUUCAAGCACCAGCAAUGAAAGAAGAUCCAUCUCAAAAGCAGCGCGAGAAUCAUUGAAAAAAGAUAUCGAUCAAUGGAAGUGUCAAAUGAUCCAACGAGUGGUUGAGAAAAGAAAAAGCAUCAAAAAGAUGUAUCGCAGGAUGGAAGAUAGAAAAGAAUUAUUCGGAAAACUGAAGCUGGCGGAUGGUUCUACAACAGCAAAUCGAUCAAAAAUCAAGUCCGAAAUUAAAGAUCACUUCACACAGCAGUUCAAAAAUCUUGGCCAAAGAACCCAAAAGACCAACGGAAAGCCAAGAAAUCCAUUCCCAAUUUUGAUUGAGGAAGUGAGCUCUGCAACAAGAAAAUUGAAAUCGGAUUCCGCUAUGGGGCUAGAUAGAAUUGGAGGUGAUAUGCUGAAACAUGGAGGUGAUAAAUUGCAGAAAAAUCUUGCCAGAUGCUUCAACAAACUGAACGAAAACGGAAAUUAUCCACCAGAAUGGAAUGAAAUUCGCAUAAAAUUGCUGGAAAAGAAGAUAAACCCGGAAACCUUGAAAGAUGUUCGCCCGAUUUCCAUUCUUUCAAUCCCUGGAAAAGUGUUCACCAAAAUAAUGACAAAGCGAAUGGCAAGAAAUGCGGAAAGUUAUCUGGAUGAGACCCAAAAUGGAUUUAGGAGUGGAAGAUCGUGCUCAGAAAAUCUACAAUCCAUCACUUGCCUGUGGGAAAAAUGCCAUGAAUACGAUCUGCCGCUGGUUCUCACUUUUAUCGAUUAUCGUGCGGCGUUUGAUUCAAUAUACUGGAGUGCAGUACAAGAAGGAGUAUUGGAAUCAGGAUUUGAUUCACAAUAUAUGGAAGCCAUAAAAAGCUGCAACGAAAUGGGCACAGGAGAGAUCGAGAUUUUCGGAGAAAAACUGAGAAUACCAGUGGAAAGAGGAGUUAGACAAGGCGAUUCUUCCUCGCCUGCGCUUUUCGCAAUUGCGCUGCACAAACUCUUGAAAGAAGCCGAUCCACUACCAGAAAAUGACGAUGAGGAGAAUUUUGGAAUACGGGUCGACGGCAAAUACAUUUCGAGACUAUUAUUUGCAGAUGAUCUCGUUCUAAUCGACAAAAAUCCAAAAGAUGCCUCGAAUCGAUCCUCAAAAAUUGCCAAAAUCUGCGAAAAAGCUGGCUUGAUCUUCAACACAUCCAAAUCAAAAGUUUUGAGAAAUCAAUGUGCCAACAAUUCAAGUGUUCGAGUGAAUGGUUCACCGCUCGAAGACGUGGAUCAAAUAAAAUACCUCGGAAGAAUAUUCAGAAAAGAUGGUGCAUUGGAUUCGGAAAUCAACAACCGAAUAAGAGCCGGAUGGGCCGCUUAUCAUAACAUCGCCACCGCAAUUACCGAGCUUCCGAACAAAGAGAAAAACCACUUUUUGAGAUCCAGUGUAUUGAGUGCAAUGACCUAUGGUUCAGAAACUUGGAACACCAAAGUCGAAGAUAUCAAAAGAAUCCAGAGAACAAUCAAUUACAUAUGGAUUCAAGCAAAUGCCGGAACACCACCAAAUAUUGAAAAGUUUAUAAUGAAAACAAAAAUGCGCUGGGCAGGACACAUUGCCAGAUUGCCAACACAAAGAUUAUGCAGAAUUAUAACUUUAUGGGAACCCCCAAAUGGUGUGAAGAGAAGAAAGGAAAGACCGAAGAAGAGAUGGGUCGACGACGUGCAAAAUGAAGUGAAAGUGCAUCAGCACAACAUCAAUAUGCAAGGCCUCGGGGGAGGCGGAAGAAGAAGGAUCGGGCUGAUCUCCAGUAAAAUGCCCUGGUCACGAUUGGCUAGAAGCCGAAGUUCCUGGAAACAUCUGGUCCACAGCUACUCGCUCGAAUAA